AUGCAACUCAAGACUGUGACUUUUUUGGCUAAUGCAGCCCUCCCAAUGCUAGUCCAGGGCGGCUAUAUCGCACUGCGCGCUGGUGAAGGCCAGUGUUACUUCCAAGUUGAGGACAUCGACAGUUGCACUACCGAAGCCAGUUACUUUGGCUCGAGUGACGGUAAAACCUGCGUCCAGGGGUCUAGUGAUGGCAGGCUUACAUGGGAUGCUUGUGGCAAGAGACUCCAAUACGUUUUUGAAGAAAACGCCAACGGCCCAUACUCCCUAGACUACGAUGGUGACCUUGUUUUCACUGGGAACACUGUGAACCAGGGCGCUACCUCCAAUGACAUUAAGCAUGAAGGUUGGACUCAGGCUCAGGAUCUUUAA
Messenger RNA from Aspergillus puulaauensis, 369 nucleotides. RefSeq lists its product as uncharacterized. The record is from RefSeq and is a predicted model, not a curated record. Lineage: Eukaryota; Fungi; Ascomycota; Eurotiomycetes; Eurotiales; Aspergillaceae. Bases 1 to 369 code for a protein of 122 amino acids. The transcript is spliced from 2 exons.